AUUUGGGAUGUGGCUGUGAAAGGAGAUUACACCUUGAAGCUUUUACGUCACGCUCGAACGUGAUCUCCACUGUGUAUUUCGGCUUAGCCUUGAUCCUAUACGCCAGGAUUUGCCUCUGAAUAGAGUUAAAGCUAUGAUACACUAUGGUAUGUGGUCUUCGUAAAUAUGAAACAGAUGAGGAGCUGAACCGAAAAUGUGAAAAUAAGAUAUAGUGCGACUUACUCGAACGCGAUCAGCUGUGUUUACACCUGCUUGUCACAAGGCUCGAUUCCUCAAGACUAAGCAUCUCCUUUAGUUUAUGGACUGCCAUUUACUCCGUGGGCGAUCACUGACCGUAGAUUGGGUUUGCAGGCAUCGUUCCUAAGAGAGUUCUCCUCAAAUAUGGAUACGAUAAGCAUGUGCUGCGUGACUUGGAAUGUGGAGACAGGAUGGCCGGAGCAAGACUUGCAUAAUCUCCUGGGAAUACGGAAAGACCCAGUUAUAAAGCGUGAAUCAGAUGAUCUGUUGCCAGAUAUAUAUGUCGUGAGUUUACAGGAGGUCAAAUCCCAGCCACAAAAUGUCGUGAUGGAUGCAUUAUUUGAGGAGCCUUGGACUCUUGCCUUCCGAGAAGUUGUUGGACCCCAUGACUAUGUGAAGAUCAGCACUGAGCGUCUUCAGGGAUUAGUCACGACCGUCUAUGUCAAGCGGAAACAUGUGCACCACAUACGUGACAUUCAUACCUCUGUCACUAGAACUGGCUUUGGUGGGUUAUGGGGAAACAAAGGAGCUGCAAGUAUUAGAUUCACUCUGUAUGGCUGUUCUGUAUGUGUUGUCAACUGUCAUUUGGCGGCACACGAUAAUGGCUACAAGGAACGAGUCGAAAAUUUCAACGCAAUUAUCGAUUACUCCACCUUCCCAGUACCAGAAACCAGCAACAUUCUUUUCCAUGACUAUGUCUUCUGGAUGGGUGACCUGAACUUCCGUUUUGAAAGCCACUUAACAGGGGAAGAAAUUGUCCAGCUAAUAAAAGCCAGUGACUGGGGAAGCCUAAUGGAAGUAGAUGAGCUAAUUAAGGCUCAGAAAAGUGGAGAUGCCUUUUCAAUGUUAAAGGAAGAAAGGUUAUCCUUCCCACCAACUUAUAAAUACAAGGAGGGAACUUCCACAUAUGAUUUAGCGAGAAGACCUGCCUGGACAGACCGCAUCCUCCACCAGGUCCAUGUGGAUGCCUAUGAAAAUGUGAAACUCGGGGUGGAGCAGUCAUCUUAUACUCAUUCUGGCUCCUACACUCAGUCAGAUCAUAAGCCAGUCAAAGCUAAUUUUAGGAUCAAGGUAUUUGCCAACCACGAGGAAAGGUGUGUACGAUUCACCUGCAUAGGAACAUGGUUGGUAGGUGAAGGUGGCCCAGUGAAGUUCACUAUAGACGCAGAUGUUACAACUUCAACCUGGGACUAUGUUGCUCUCUACAAGGCUGACUUUACAUGUAUGCAGCAAUACAUCACGUACAUGUAUGUUCCUCAGCCAUCUCCAGGAUCUGGACAACGAACCUUUCAGAUGGUGUUCAACGAUGAGCUGCUGCAACACCCAGGGAUGUAUCGCCUCUUAUAUUAUUCUGGCAAGUACAGCAGCUAUCUAGGAAUGAGUGAUCCAUUCCCAGUUCUUACACGCCAGGAUUAGCUUCUGUUUUAUUGGCAGAGUAUCAAAUGCAAAAAUUUAUAAUUUAGCAAUAUCUCUAAGGCAGAAUGAGACCUAGAUACCUGUCAAAUAUAGUGUAGAAGGAAAUGUACAUCUUCCACAACAAAAACAGUUAUUGAUUCCGAUGUGAUGAUUUUAUCUGAGAAUUUUUAUAUUUUGUGCAAUAUUUAUAUUGGGUGUCAGCUCUACCAUAGCCUUAAUUCAUUUUGUAAUGUUAUUUUGGCUUUGGUUAACUAUCAACAAUUGAAGUGAGCGAAACGAUAAUAUCAUUAUCAUAUGGGGCUUCUGAAAUUCAUAACAUCAUGAUUGCACUAAUAGCUACUAUUACAUCUAAUGUGAAUAUGAAAUUUAAGGGCUAUAUUGAACCCAUUCAGACCAGAAAUGUAGGCCCGUGCAUGCUGUGUCCAUUGUGUUCUUAGUUUAAUUUUGUUUAUACAUAGUUGGCUCCACAAGUGCUUAGUCACAAAGGUGUCAUGUAUUGAUCUCACCUGUUCACCCUAUUCCUUGAACUUUGAUUUUAUUACUCUUAAGAUUGUUAAUAUCAUAAUGAUAGGAAUAAUGUCAAUAAUUAUAUGGAAAAAUAUCCCCAAAUUUCAAGGAAUUUAAAUUAAGUCAAGCAAUCCUGGUACCUGACACCAGGUGAGUGAUCACUUUUAGAGCCUUUUCUGUGUAAACAAAAUUGACAAAACAAAACUGCAGUAGACUCUUUAUGUAACAUGAAUCCAGUGGGUUAGUUCUGAUAUUCCAGCAAGUAGAUAAAAUUGCAUUGUUAUUCCUGUUCAAAAUCCAGAACAGUGUGUGUGUGGUGUGUGUGUGUGUGUCUGCAUUUGCAGUGUGUGUGUGUUUAGAAAUCAAUUAGUUAAACAUGUGUUCAUAUUAGUUCAUGAAAGUAGAUAUAGACCAUUUCCUUAUAAUUGUUCGGGAGAAUUAUGGUUAAAUAUUUGUACCAGAAUGAAUGUUAUAUCAGUCUAUUAAUAACUUUUGUUCUUUCUUUCUCUUUUUUCUGAUCUGGUAUAGAAUGUCUUUCUCAGUGUUUUUCGUAGAAUUUGUGUACUAAUUUUGCAAUAUAUGUAUUGUUGAUAACAAUAUUGUUUUGUAGCAUAACAUAUGUUUGAUGAUCUAACUCAGAGAAUUGAGAGAGAGAGAGAGAGAGUGAGUGUUGAGUGAGAGAGUGAGAG
Messenger RNA from Penaeus vannamei (Pacific white shrimp), 2849 nucleotides. Its product is annotated as phosphatidylinositol 4,5-bisphosphate 5-phosphatase A. Gene Ontology annotation, biological process: phosphatidylinositol dephosphorylation. Gene Ontology annotation, cellular component: ruffle; plasma membrane; cytoplasm. The record is from RefSeq and is a predicted model, not a curated record. NCBI's taxonomy places the organism in Eukaryota, Metazoa, Arthropoda, Malacostraca, Decapoda, Penaeidae. Gene Ontology annotation, molecular function: phosphatidylinositol-4,5-bisphosphate 5-phosphatase activity.